GUGCUCAGUGCCUCAAUAGCCUUCAGAGUGAGAGGACACGCCGCCGCCUCCUCCAGCAGUGCUACUCGCGGUUGUCACUCGAGUUCUCAGUGCCACGCGGUUCAGUGCCUUUGCUCAGAGUGGAUUUAUGAGUGCCAGAAGAUGCCUUGCGCGGUGUCUUGAGCCCUGAGCCUUGUGCGGGACGAGAGAAGAGCUGCUAUUUAGUGUGCGUUUAUAAGUGUGUGUCAGUGUGAGUGUGUGUUAACUAGUGUGUGCGUGUGUGUGUGUGUGUGUGUGUGUGUGUGUGUGUGUUUUCUGAGGCAUUAGACGAAGAAAAACUGUAUUAGAUAAACUUGUGCGUGUGUUAAGUCUGUGUGUGUGUGUGUGUGUGUGUGUGUGUGUGUGUGCGUCACCACCGUCACCACCAUGUCACCACCACGAGAGGGCCGUCAGGAGGGGGUGGUGGUGCUGCUGAUGGCGAUGAUCCUCCUCCUCCUCCCCUCCUUCGCCGCCCCCCAGACUGGACUCAACGAAGAGAGUCUUGUUGGGCGGUCGAGAGCGUUCCACGACCAGAGAUUACAGCGUGCGAGAGACCAGUUGCAGCAGCGUCGCGUGGACUGCACCGUAUCCUGUACGCACCGAUCUCGCGGCCCCGUCUGCGGCACCAACGGACGAACCUACAGGAGCAUGUGUGACCUCGAGACGGACAUCUGCAGGAAGGUCAGGGUGGUCCUCAAGCACGACGGAGAGUGUUCGUUGGAGGAGAAAUGCAUGGACGAGCGGCGGUCCAAGCAGGAGGAGAUGGCCAACGGGGAGAACGUCUACGUGCCAACCUGCCUCAAGGACGGGUCUUACGCGCCAGUUCAGUGCCACAACUUCACGCUCCACUGCUGGUGCUCUCGCCUGGACGGGAAGCCGAUACCGGAGACCAUACAGUACAACGCCACGCCGGAAUGCCCUGAGCGCUGUACGGGGAAGUCACGACGGACCUUCAUCACCAAGUUGAGUCUGCAUAUGGUCAAGGAAUACCAGCGGGAGAUGAAUACGAGGAAACUAUCUGAACGCCGGCUACUCAAACGGGCGCUCAAGUGGAAGUUCUCGCGGCUGGACCGGAACCGUGACCAGAAGCUGCGGCGGAGGGAGUACAAGCGGCUGAGGAAGACCGUAAGGAAGUUCAUCAAGCCGAAGAAGUGCGCCAAGAUGUUCCCGAAGCUGUGCGACGCCGACGGGGACAAGAGCCUGACGGAGAAGGAGUGGGUGACUUGCUUCACUAAUCCAGGCGGCAAAGACCGGACCUCAAACAACAGGUGCUCAAGUCCACCUUGUAGAAACAGGGCCACAACUCCGAAACCCUCCCUCCCGUCGUGCGAGCGGAACAGGCAGGGCGCGCUGGAAGCCGAACACUCCAGCAACAUUUCCAUCCCUGUGCUCAAAUGUCAAUCCAACGGACGAUACCAGCCCGUGCAGUGCUUGAAAGAUAUCUGCAUUUGCGUGGACGAGUGGACGGGAAACAGCCUAGACGGAACGGGGGUGAGGAACGGAACACCAGACUGCUCACGACCCAUGCCCCACGCGCGGAUCUGGCCAGGCUGCACCGGGGAGACCAAGACCAAAUUUAUGCAGGACCUCAACAAGUUCCUCUUCAGCAAGGUGGAGGGCGGGAACAGGAACGCCGGGGCCUCCUCACAAUCGGUCCCGGACUUCGCCGCGCGCUACCACUUCACCAGCCUGGACACCAACAACAGCACCUACUUGGAGGGCCGCGAGAAGAAGAUGGUGAAGAGACACUUUAAAUCUAACCCAAAACUUCGACGGUGCGGCAGGAAAAUGACAACGUACUGUGACGUCAACUACGACAAACGCAUCUCGCUGGAGGAGUGGGUCGCCUGCGUCACCAUCCAGCCCAACGAUACGGGUAACAGUGCCGCAGGGGACAGUGGCCGCAGGAUCGAGGAGAACCCCAUCCUGAGGUACCUGGUGUCGGAGGAGGACGGGGAGGUGUUUGGCAAAAGUAGGAGUCAGUAGACGCAACACGUGCCUGGCGCCCUGACCGUCAAGGCGAGGCAGUAUGGAGACCCGAUCCUCAGAACCCCUUCGAGACCAUCCUCAAACCUGAAGUAUGAAGACGAGGAGGAGGAGGAGGAGGAGGAAGAGGAGGAGGAGGUGAAGACGAAGGAAUAAGAGAGAGUAGGAGGAGACGAUGAAGACGAGGAAAACUAUGGAAGCGUCAGAAGGAGUAAAAUAGGAGAGGAAAAGAAGGAAGAAAAAGGAAAACUAUUAGAAAAAGGAGUAAGGAGGAGGAGGAGGAAAGCGUCAGAAGGAGUAAAAUAGAAGAGGAAGAGAAGGAAGAAGAAGGAGUAAGAGGAGGAAGAGGAAGAGGAAGAGAAUGUAAGUAAGUAGGUAUCACUAGAGAAGAAGGAAGAGGAGGAAGAAGAAGAGGAGGAGGGUAAGAGGAAAUGACUCAGGGGAAAACAGAAGAGGAGGAGGAGGAAGAGGAGGAGGAAGGAGAAUUAAGAAGAGCCUCAGGGACACAGAACAAGAGGAGAAGAAAAAGAGGAAAAGAAAGAACAGAGAGGAAGAAAAAGAAGAAAAGACCAGAGAAAGAAUAUACAUUGUCACACAGAAGAAGAAAAAGAGUUUGCGAAGAAAAGAAGAAAAUUACCUUAGCGAGUUAGAAGGAAGACUCAAAACCUCACUAGACCGUUCCCAUAAGACUCUGCAAGCUCGGACAUUGUAAUAUACCUCGUGUGCGCUAAGCUAAUGGACAGACUGCAAGCUUGGAAGGUGUUAUAUGCCUCGUGCGAGCUAUACUGAUGAUGGAAAGACUCUGUAACCUUGGAAACUAUAAUAUACCUUGAUGGUGAGACUCUGCAAGCUCGGACAUUGUAAUAUACCUUGUGUGUGCUGAACUAAUGGACAGACUGUAAGCUUGGAAGGUGUUAUAUGCCUCGUGCGUGCUAGACUGAUGGUGGAAAGACUCUGCAAGCUUGGACAUUGUAACCUAACGUGCGUGCGCUAUACUGAGAACUCUUGAAUACCCCGAAAUCAGUAAGCACUCGAGUUGAUUCAAGACUUUAUAGGAGCAUUGUGUGUGUGUGUGUGUUACGGACUAUAUGACCUGGAAAACGCAUAUACUUGUGUGAAAACGAUAUUGAAGUUGGAAAGCAGAGACGGGAAUGGUCAAAAGAGAGAGUAGAAGGGAAAGAUUGUGUGCAUUGGAUAUUAUACUCAUUAGAAGACAAUGGAGAAGGUGGGUAAGGCAUUGUGAGUGUGUGUGUUUGGGUGUUAACAGAGGACCUUUAUAGUAUGCCCUGGAAAGUGUAAAAGAAUUGGAUAUGUUAACUGAGGACUCUAAAAUGAUGCCCUGGAAAAAUGUGUGCAUUGGGCAAUAUAUACUCGUGUGUGUGUGUGUGUGUGUGUGUGUGUGUGUGUGUGUAACUGGUAGUAUCUUCACACACACACACACACACACACACACACACACACACACACACACACACACACACACACAGAUAUACCAACAAGUGAACGAAAUAAAAAAAAUGUGCUAAGCUAUAAAAAAAAGCAAAGAAAAACAACAAAAAAAACUAUAACAGGAACACUACAUUAUAUUUUACUAUUUAUUGAUGGUCUAACGAAUAACUUUGUCCUAUAAGUAAUGUGUAGUAGCUUAGUAGUAGUGCAUAAGUAGUACCGUACUUUUUGACAUUAUACACAUACGUAGACAAGGGAAGGUUUGCAGGAGGUGAUGGUGGUGAUGAUAGUGGUGGUGAUGGUGGUGAUGAAGGCGGUGUUAGUAAAGUGUGAUGGUGAUGAUAGUGGUGUUAGUAUAGUGCGUUGGUGCUUUUUGAAGUGGUGAUGAUGGUGGUGAUGGUGAUGAAAAUAUUAGUAAAGGGCGGUGGUGCUUUUUGAAAUGGUGGUGAUGGUGAUGAUAGCGGUGUUGGUAUAGUGCGGUGGUGCUUUUUGAAGUGGUGAUGAUGGUGGUGAUGAUGAUGGUGUUAGUGGUGGUGAUGGUGAUGGUUUUAGUGGUGGUGAUGAUAGUGGUGUUAGUGAGCGUAGAUGCCAAUGUGUUAGCGAUGGUGAUGAUGACAAAUGAUGAUGAUGAUGAUGGGGGUGAUGAUGGGAUGUAUCUUGAACGUGAACUGGUUGUUUUAUUUUAUGGGGCGACUGUCUUAAAUCGGCGUUACUAGACGUUUUUUCUUGUCUUAAAUCGGAGUUAGUAAACGUUUUUUCUUGUCUUAAAUCGGAGUUAGUAAACGUUUUUUUCUCUUGUCUUAAAUCGGAGUUAGUAAACGUUUUUUUCUCUUGUCUUAAAUCGGAGUUAGUAAACGUUUUUCUUCUGUCUAAAAUCGGAGUUAGUAAACGUUUUUUCUUGUCUUAAAUCGGAGUUAGUUAACGUUUUUCCUUCUGUCUUAAAUCGGAAUUAGUAAACGUUUUUUCUUCUGUCCUAAAUCGGAGUUAGUAAACGUUUUUCCUUCUGUCUUAAAUCGGAGUCAGUAAACGUUUUUUCUUCUGUCUUAAAUUGGAGAUAGUAAACGUUAUAUAUUCUGUCUUAAAUCGGAGUUAGUAAACGUUUUUCUUGUCUUAAAUCGGAGUUAGUAAACGUUUUUUUUUUUCUUCAGUCUUAAAUCGGAGUUAGUAAACGUUUUUUUUCUGUCUUAAAUCGGAGUUAGUAUACGUUUUUAUCUCUACCAUUUUUUCUCCUUUUCUUCUCUGAGCAAUAUAUUUUUUCUUCUCUUCUUUUCUCAACCAAUGUUUUUUUAUUCUUUUCUCAGUCAGUGUUAUUCCUUUUAUAAACGAAUGUAUUUUUUUAAUAUUUUUCUUCCUUUCUCAGUCAAUCUUUUUUCUUUUGAGACACUGGGUAACGUGGUGAGUGUUGGUGUUUUAAUUAAUUGUAUAUGUUUAAUUAUUAUAUACGUGUUUUUUUUAAUAUUUUCUGGAUGAUAUAUAUAACUGCAUUGCGUGUGUGUGUGUGUGUGUGUGUGUGUGUGUGUGUGUGUGUGUGUGUGUGUGUGUGUGUGUGUGUGUGUGUUAUUAUGUAUAGAAAUAAGUAUAUAUAUUAAAUCUUAUCUCAUUAAUAUUAUCUCAUUAUUAUUAGUUGUAGUAAAGUUGCUCAGUUGUAAGAUUAAUAACUGUAUAAAUAUAGAUCAUUACUAUUAUAUUUUACUUUAUUUUAUUUUAUUUUUAUGUAUUUUUUAUGUGUGUGUGCGUGUGUGUGUGCGUGUGUGUGUGUGUGUGUGUGUGUGUGUGUGUGUGUGUGUGUGUGUUCUCUCAUAGCUUUAUCAUAAUUACUUGUAUGUUGUAUGUUGUAUUUUAAUCGUAUGUGUGUUUGUAUGUAUGUAUGUAUGAAUGUAUGUAGCCUAUGUAUGUAUGUAUGUAUGUAUGUAUUUCAAUUCCUUAUACUCUCUUCAUGGCCAUAGUAACUUUAUAUAUAGUCGUAUGUAUGUAUGAAAACCUAUUAUUAUUAUUAUUAUUAUUAUUAUUAUUAUUAUUAUUAUUAUUAUUAUUAUUAUUAUUAUUAUUAUUAUUAUUAUUAUUAUUAUUAUUAUUAUUAUUAUUAUUAUUAUUAUUAUUAUUAUUACUCUUAUUAUCGUUUGAGCCAAGGGUAGUACAUAUAUAAUUACAGUUUACGUAUAAUUAUAGUUUUGUAAUGAGUGUGUUUACGUCCUGCCAUUAGCCCGCUAAGUCUCAUUACUGUGCCAGUUUACAUAGACGAAAAGAUAAUGAUUAAUGCAAUGUUUUGAUAAUA
Molecule: messenger RNA, 5728 nt
Organism: Eriocheir sinensis (Chinese mitten crab)
Lineage: Eukaryota; Metazoa; Arthropoda; Malacostraca; Decapoda; Varunidae
Gene: magu
Product: SPARC-related modular calcium-binding protein 1-like
Exons: 15
Coding region: 406-2004 (532 amino acids)
Biological process (GO): extracellular matrix organization
Cellular component (GO): basement membrane
Molecular function (GO): protein binding; extracellular matrix binding; heparin binding
Source: RefSeq, a predicted model, not a curated record